AUGUUCUUCAAGGCUCUGGACCUGACCACUGCACUCCGGCCGUUGCUGUUGCCCGAUGAGACCCUCCUCUUUGUCCAGGAUGCCGUGGGCUUGUAUGAAGGCAAAUACAAGAUCCCACACUACCAGAACGGCCAUGCCUACCUUACAUCUCAUCGUGUGUGCUAUGUUGCCGCCGAGGAGCCGCGGAAGUACUCGGUGGGCAUCGACUUGAAGGAAAUCGAUCGAGCAGAGUACCAGGCAGGCUUCCUCAAAUCCUCCCCCAAGGUCACUAUAUAUCCCAAGCCGCAUAAGAACAACAGAGCCGACGGGUCCCGAAGCGCAACCGCGAGUCCUGCCGUCCCACCACCAUCGACCAACCUACACUCGGUGAAGUCAUUGUCGACUCUGUCACAAUCUACCAAAUCUCCUCCCCCAAAGCCGGUCAAUGCGACUUGGAUCUGCCCGAUCUGCUCCUUCUCCAACCCCGUCCCGUCUAAUUUUGACCCUGCCACGGCUACUGCUGCGACGCAUCUACCACCCUGCCUGGCAUGCGGUAUUAAACCACCGUUUACAACAGUCCUCAAAGCAGCCAUCAACGCUGCAACAAGUCGGGAACCUUCUCAACCCCCUGUAUCAACAGCGGAACCUCAUACUCAAUCAAAUGGCGGCUCAUCUCUUGGGGCCGAGCGUGGCGGGUCGGUAUCAUGUCCACGAUGUACUUUUGUGAACCAUCCAUCUCUGGUUGAGUGUGAGAUAUGCGGUGCUCCCCUGAGAUCGGCUGGCGCAACUGCAGGUGGCAACCGUGCCGAUUCCCCUGCUCCGUUCUUCGAGCAGGCACGAGUUACAAACACCGAAGUCAGUGAAUGCAUCAAGCUUUCCUUCCGUGAUGGCGGGGUACAAACGUUCCACGAGCGGCUCAAGAAUGCCUUAAUCCAGCGGAAGUGGCUACUUCAAAAUGCACCUCCGGUACCUCCUCCAUCACAGGCUACGUCCUCGGCGAGUGUGUCGGCAACUACAACAUUUGAGAGCCCUCAGCCGGCGCCAGCACGGUCCCAGGGCGUUGGAAUUGCUGGUCUGGAACAGCGCGGGUUUGAAGCCCGAAAGAACAACGAGAUGGUGAUCGGCAAUGCCUUUGAAGAUCUCGAGGCUCUGAUGGCAUCAGCAAAGCAGAUCGUUGCUUUGGCGGAAACCCUCGCACGAGAGUCUGGAAUGGCCAGCACCGAGGGCUCCGCAGAGACCAACGCCGUGCUGUCCGAGUCUGCGGCAGCAUUGGGGAUGGUGACGACCAAAGACAUGCUCCGGUCCGGAUCGGAGAAUCUUUAUUUGUCUGAACUAUCCCGCAAUCUUGCCGAAUACCUGACCGAUGACCGAAAGGGGAUCCUGUACCGGGAAGGGGGCAUUAUGAGCCUGAUCGACCUGUGGGCCGUUUUUAACCGCUCCCGCAAUGGAGUCGAACUGGUUAGCCCGUCCGAUUUCCAGCGGGCGGCGGAGUUGUGGGAGAAGCUAAAACUGCCGGUCCGACUCCGUCGAUUCAAGAGUGGGUUGUUGGUGGUCCAACGAUACGACUGGAGCGACGACAAGACACUCCGCCAACUCCAGGAUUGGAUGGAGGAUCUGCGACAGGUCCCGCCCGAAGAGCCCCUCGCAUGGGACUGGACUCAGUUCGGACGCGCGGUGACGGCACAGGAGGCCGCACAGCGGUUCAAGUGGAGCGUCGGGGUGGCCGCAGAGGAACUAGAGAUGGCGGAGGACCGGGGGAUUCUCUGUCGCGAGGAGGGCAUCGAGGGGCUGCGCUUUUGGGCCAAUCACCUUGGGGUGUGA
Penicillium riverlandense is the source of this 1800-nucleotide messenger RNA. RefSeq names its product ESCRT-II subunit protein VPS36. NCBI's taxonomy places the organism in Eukaryota, Fungi, Ascomycota, Eurotiomycetes, Eurotiales, Aspergillaceae. Gene Ontology annotation, molecular function: phosphatidylinositol-3-phosphate binding; ubiquitin binding. The record is from RefSeq and is a predicted model, not a curated record. Bases 1 to 1800 code for a protein of 599 amino acids. The transcript is spliced from 3 exons. Gene Ontology annotation, biological process: protein transport to vacuole involved in ubiquitin-dependent protein catabolic process via the multivesicular body sorting pathway. Gene Ontology annotation, cellular component: ESCRT II complex; late endosome membrane.